Molecule: messenger RNA, 2518 nt
Organism: Saprolegnia diclina VS20
Lineage: Eukaryota; Oomycota; Saprolegniomycetes; Saprolegniales; Saprolegniaceae
Product: TKL protein kinase
Exons: 7
Coding region: 116-2431 (771 amino acids)
Biological process (GO): protein phosphorylation
Molecular function (GO): protein kinase activity; ATP binding
Source: RefSeq, a predicted model, not a curated record
CCGUGCGCCUGCAAAUGGCGCAGAGGCGGCGCGUUGCCGGUGCAUCAUCCACUGCUCGUGCUGUGACUGCCACGCCGGUCCUCCCAGACAUGAUCCGGAGGACCUGCAAGAACGUAUGCGCACCCGCCUUUCUCAGCCGUGUCAGCCUGUCUGCAUUUGCACUGUGGCCAUGCUGCGCCGGCUACUAGCGCUGGUCGCCGCGGCGCACGCGGUGCUCGAGACGCUGCCGCCCAUCGAUCUCAGUGCCGAGCCGCCAUCGGCGCUCGCAGCCGAGUGCCUCUACACGCGGGCGCCGCAAGUGCUCUCGACGUGGAGCACGCCGCAGACGAUGCUCACGGCCAACUGCCCAGCUGCGCUGCUUGAUCUCCCGGCCACUGUCGCCAGUACCAUCCCAGACGCCAGCUCGGGCAACCUCUGGUGUGUGCUCUUGCCCGACGGCGUGACCUACCUCCACGCGCACAACGCUACGACCGGCUCGGAUGCCAUUGGCCUCACGGGCUUGGCGUCGCCCGGGCGCCUCCUACCGCGGCACGAGUCGCCGCCGAUCGCGUACUUGGAGUCGCUGCCAAGCAACUUCUACGAUGUGCGAGUGCAGAGCGUCGGCCUCGAGCGACUCGCCCCGCGCCUCGACCGCAACAACGCGUCUCUCGUAGCCGCCCGUCGAUUGGAUCUGACCAACAAUUCGGUCGUGUCGGUGGCCAACAUCACGUUUCCAUUGAGCCUGCAUACCCUGGUCCUCGACGACAACCGACUGACGACCCUCGAGCGCUUCUCGGCGCCGUCGCUCCGCAGCCUGAGUGUAAGCGGCAACCCGUUCGCGGCGCCGCCGCCGAUCGCGUCCCUCUUCCCCAAUCUCACCGAGGUGUCGCUCGAGCGGCUCAACCUGACCGUGUACCCGAUCAUGGCCGUGCCGUCGACCGUCACGAGGCUGUCGCUUGCACUCAACCAGCUGCGGGACAUGCCAGCGACGCUCCCAGCCUCAGUUCAGCGCCUCGACCUGCAGCACAACCAGAUCACGCGUGUGCAGCUGGCGCUCACGCCCCAAUCGCGGCUGCUCUGCCUCGGCGGCAACCCCAUCACAGCGCUGUACGCGACGCCGGCGCAGUUUGCGCUCCUCGAGAAGCUCUCGCAUCCGCGCAGCGUGGGCCCUGCCAGCGACGAGUGCUCGACGGUCACGCCGUUCGUCUCGGUCAUGACGACGUCCGACGCGUGCACGGGGCGCUUCCGCGUCAAGCGGGCGUGGGGUGAGGUCCCGAUCUGCGUGGUCGACUCGUACGCUGCGAUUUACGUACCACCGCCGCCGCCCAUCGCUCAAGCCACGUGGCUCGCUGUCCUCUCGUCGUUUGGGUUUCUCUUGCUCGUCGUCGGCGGGAGCUUUGUGUGCUUCUACAAGAAGCGCGGCGCGGACGCGGACCAAGGGAAGCUGCGCAUGCUCCUCGACCUCGGCGACGGCGGUCUCCUCCCGCCGAUCGAGACCGUAGUGAACGACGUGCGCAAAGACCCGAUCUACGCGCCGUUCUGGAUCCCACCGGACGAGCUCGCGCCGACGCGGGUGCUCGCGCGCGGCGGCUUUGGCGUCGUCUUUGCCGCGACCUGGCACGCGCACGAGGACGUGGCGAUGAAGCGGUUGUUGUCGACGCGCCUCGAUGACGCAGCGUGUGUGGCCGACUUUAUGGACGAGAUCCGCCUCUGCGCGCGGCUCUUCCACCCGCACAUUGUGCGCUUCAUCGGGUUCACGUCGACGACGCUCGCCAACCUCUCGAUCGUCACCGAGUACAUGGAGCGGGGCGACCUCUGGCACUUUUUGCUCGAGAACGACGUGCCGUGGACCAGCACCGAGAAGCCGCUCAAGCGCCGCCACCCGAGUGCGCUCAGCAGCUCUCGGAGCACGCUCGCCUCGGACGACGGCUCUCUCCACGACGAGGCGGAUGCGACCAAGUUCUCGUUUCUCUGCGACAUUGUCUCGGGGCUGCACUACCUCCAUACGCUCGACCCGCCCGUGCUGCACCGCGAUGUGAAGGCCCGGAACGUGCUCUUGAACGACGCCUAUGUCGCCAAGCUCACCGACUUUGGCGUCGCGCGCGAGGCGGGCGACUACACCAUGACGGCGGACGUCGGCACGGUGGCGUGGAUCGCGCCCGAGGUGCUCAAAGGCUGCUUUUACGACGCCAAGGCCGACGUCUACUCGCUCGGCGUGCUCCUGGCCGAGAUGGACACGCGCGAGCCGCCGUACGCCCACCUCGACGGCGACCUCUCGACGCUGCGGACGCGCAUCGCGCUCCUCGUCGCGGCCAACGAGCUGCAGCCGACCUUCUCCCACCGCAUGCCCCUCGGCCUCCUCGACCUGGCGCAGCGCUGCCUCACGCACGACCCGCGUCACCGCCCGUCGAUCCAAGACGUCGACGCGUCGCUCCGCAUGCUCCUCCUCUAGUUUGUUUGUACUAUUUAAUCUCUCUGGUUCGUGCCCAAUAUUGUCUGUCACUCGACCGGGUGUCGACAGCACGAGUCUUCAGCGUCA